Molecule: messenger RNA, 3868 nt
Organism: Camponotus floridanus (Florida carpenter ant)
Lineage: Eukaryota; Metazoa; Arthropoda; Insecta; Hymenoptera; Formicidae
Exons: 11
Coding region: 282-3830 (1182 amino acids)
Source: RefSeq, a predicted model, not a curated record
GUUUAUAUAUGAUAUUUUUGCUCGAAAAUUUCCUCUUGAUUCAAGGACAAACGUUAUUUCAACGUAGUUUAACAAUUAUCGAUAUCACAGAUGAUUUUAUACAAGCAAAAUUUGAAGAAUCGGGGAGUCUAGUGAUAUAUAGACGUCUCUCAGGUCAUGGCCAGCAAUCGGGAGAAUUAAGCAAGGAGAAAUAACAUCUUGAACUUUUAUCGCAGACUACAUUUGAGGAAUUUCAAGUAGAUGAACGAUUUAAGAAAUUGAAACGCUCUUUCAAACUGGCUAUGUUGAGGAAGACACACAGUGAUGAUGGAGGGAUGUCUGUUGGGAUAAAUCAGUCUAGUAUCUCCAGCAUUAACGUAGAUAGUUUAGAUUCCAAUUGCGUGAUUCCAUCGUUGCAAACUUGUGCGAUUAAGAGCGAGAUCUUGGCUUCCAGUAAUAAUCUGAGAAACUUAGUCUUGACAAAGAGGAAUUAUAAGGCCAACCAAGGAAUAAUGACUACAUCCAGUGUCAAACAGGAUGAUUAUUUGGAUGAUCGACAUAUUAUGCCACCUCCAAGAAGGAACACAGUUUAUCGCACUCCCAAAGAAACACAGAACAAAGUCCCUACAUUGUCAAAUUAUGGAUCGGCAGCAUCAGAUUUGCUUCAUAGAUCAAUUCAGUCUUCUACAGUGAAUAAUUUAUCCUUGGAAAAUUCUCCUAGCUGUAUAUCCCAUGCAAGUCCCAGCUUUAUAUCUAAUACAGAUACUAACAAAGUAUAUAGUCAUUCUCUUGUUGCACCAAUGAAAUGUACCAAUGAUAUUCAUAUAAUUGAAAGAAUAUUUUUAAAGUGGAAAGUUAUGCUGAAUGACCAUUAUGAAUUAAUAAUUAAAGGAACAUUAGAAUGUGGAAAAGUUGCACGUAGCAAACCAGUCAUAAGAAGAUACUCUGCAACAUGUGUGGAAUCUAAAUAUAAACAUAUAUAUAGCCUUAAAGGAAAUAUUGUUGAUGAAAGAAAUGUAUUACCAGAUUAUAUUCGCGGAAAAUUUCAUAAUGGUUUUCCUGACGAUUGGGAGAAUGUUCAUCAAAUAUGGAGGACAUAUGUGAGCCAAGGAUGUCCAGUGACAUUUCGUUGGCCUACUCCUAUUACUGAUAGCGAUGAUGAUUUAAAAAGUGAAUUAACAGAAUUAACUUACAUACGCACAACAAAUAAUAAAACUAUACCUAUGAAAACUUAUAAUACAAUAGAAUGUAUUAAUUCUGAAAAUCCAAGUAACACAUCUUCAAAGAAUGAGGAAAAACGUAACUAUAGUCACAGUUUUCAAAGAUGCGAGGAAAACACUUUAUUUGUAAAACCUCUUGUCUCCAACUCCAAGAAAGAUAUAACUCCAAUUCCACAAACAAGAAACAUAGAGUUAGCACAUGAUGAAGAUAAACAAAAUAUUGAUUUGGAUGUGAACCCGCUUCUUCCAGAGAUCAGUUUCAUAGUAAUGAAUAAAUUAAAAGAUGUUAUCCGUGAAGAUAAACUACAUAUAAUUAUCAACAAUUUGGCGAACAAAAAUUGCUCUCCAAAGUAUAUUGACAAAAUUAUUGAGUUGUUUAAGUGUUCGGACUACAUAGUGUCUUAUAGAGCGAAAUCGGAAUGUAACGGUGACUCGGCGGUUUUCAUGAAUUGUGGAACGUCGUCCAAAUUCGAAACGAUUCCGCUGCAAUCAAGUCUCUCAUGCAAUGACAAUCCUACAAAUAUUAAUAAACUUGAGAAUCAUAUUAAUAUUAAUAAAUUUGAGAAUAAUAUAAUGGAGCAAUCGAAAAAUUAUAUGCCUUCCACUGAUCUGAGAUGUGGAAGUAUAAGAAAUGAUUGUAAUUCUAUUCAAUCAUCGAACUCAAUAAAUAUUAAGCAGCAGCAUGAUAAUAACAACGACUCGAAUGAAUCGGAGAGCGAGACUUACGGUGUACCCAAAAUAUCGGAGAUUGGUCGAAUUUUACAUGCUCAAAAAGCAUCCAAAAAAAUAUACAAGCAUAAAGUGAGGAAGAAACCGACAAACUCACAAUGCAACGCUAAAGAAAUCGAGCACAAGUUUACUCAUGCUGCGAAUCCUAUAACUAACAAUAAUAAGAGUGUUUCUGACGCAUCUGAUAUUAGUAUCACGGAAGAUGAAACAGAAGCGAGGAAACGUUAUGAAAGAAUGAAUAUUGCCCAAAAAUCACGAGAAGAUACUUUUUAUAGAUAUUCUGGAAUACGGAAGAAUAAUUUCGAUGUACAUGGUGCAAACAAACCUGUAAUGCAAAAUGAACAGUCACUCGAUACUUUGGAAGCACAAAGAGUUAAUUUUAAUGUUUUUGUAAAGGAACAAAAAGCUCCACACAGAGUUCAAGAAAAUGCGCAUUCACAAUUUGUUCCAGAUAUCGAUUACACUAUCAAUUCUGACAUUGAUGUAAGCACAAAUAAGCAGAAAAAAGACGAAAAUAUGAGAGGAUUGCAUUCUAAUCUGGAUCAAGAAAUUGUGAUCAAUAGCAAAAGUAAUAGUAACUUCGAAAAUCCUCCCGUUUUGCGAGAAUCACGUAGAGAAUUUAUCGAGCAACCAAAAAGCGAAACUGUGAGAGCCAAACCUAACAUAAUCAGUUCGAUGCCAGUAAAUCUGAAGUUAAGGAUAAAAAAAAUAGAUUCCAAGUUAGAACAGUUCAAGCGUGAACAAGCAGAACAAGCUUCAAACGUGAUUAUUGUAGAGAAUGAAGAGCACAAACAAUAUUCCAAUAUUCAACCAUCGGAAGAAAUUCAGAAGAAGAAAUCCAUAUCGAAACCAUCAACCCAAACGGUAGCCAAUGAUAAAAUAUGUUCGAUAACGAAUAAGGAAAAUGAAUCGAAUAUAAAUUCCACUAAUUUGAAACCGACGAUGAUGACGAAUCCAACAAUUGAACAGUCUAAAAACAAUGAGCUUAAAGUUGAAAAUAAUCGCAAAGUGUUAUGUUCGUGGGUACCUAAAGUAAUAUACUAUGCAAAAUCGAAAUUUGAGUUAGGCUUGAUCUUUGAAGGAAAAUUGCUCAAUGAAGCUGGGCAUGUUGUACAUAGAAAAUUUACAACGGAUAUUAUAUUGAAACGACUAUCGCCUAUGCUGAUUGAAACAGUGAAUCACGAAUUCUAUGAGCUUUCGGGACACUUAAAGGAUAAUAAAUAUGUUAUUCCGAAGGAACUUGCAAAACAAUGUCGUAAUGGAUGUCCUGCAAAUAUUGAACAAUUUUGUCUGACUUGGAAAAGGUUGCAAAACUGUAAAAUACAAGAAAUGAAUGAGAAACCUCAUAAUACAUCCAUGAAUUCGCUGAAUACAUUUAUUAGUUCUAGAGGUCGUAGAAUCAUACCUUCCUUAUCUUAUUGGACAGGUGAACGCAUAACUUUGAAAGAUAACAAUCUAGUUUAUAAUCCGGGCAGUUCACAGGAAUCAUCAUUACAAUCGUUAAUUGAAACUUCAAUAGAAGCAUUGGGUACAGAAGAAACAAAGAAACAGAAAGUAAAUUCCAAGAAUACAUCAAAGGAGCAAAAACUCUUGCCCAACUCGAAUGAGAUUCCUAGUACAAAUAAAAAUCGAACAAUCGUUAUUGAAACAAUUCAAGCUUCCAACAAGUCACCCAAGACUAAAGCUGCAAAUAGUACAAAAAGAUCGUACAAAUUGAAUAAAUCUCAGAAACCUCGAAUUAAACGACGUAUGAAACAAAAUUUGAUAUCAUCGACAGAUUCUAGCGAAGAAGAACAUAAAGUACCUCCGCCAAAGCGUGUGCACACUCAACUAAACACAGAAACGCCGUCGCAAUAUACGAUGACCUUGAGGAAACGGUAUGAUAGAGGCAUCCCCGAAUAAAGCCUCACGUAGGAAUACAUUUAUUCAAUGCAUUUUCA